ACAGUCUGCUUCACGUCUGAACAGCUGCUAACAUUAGCCCACUGACCUGCUUUAUCCACGAGCGGGCUACACUUUAACCAAAACACUCAUUUAUUGGACCGGAUCGUUUUUGGCAUUGACGCUGGAUGAUAUCUUAAAAUAGCAAGGAACGUGAGGCCUCCAAUGCAAAAAGCGAAAGAGGAUCCAUGGCAAAGUGGCUGAAACUAAACUUUGGCAGCAGGCGUGACCCCCCUCAGCCCCCGCGGCCAGACUACACGGAGAGUGAGAUCCUGAGGGCGUACAGGGCCCAGAAGGAGCUGGACUUUGAAGACCCUUAUUCCCCGGACGGAGAGUCCCAGAACGGUGGUCUCGGCUCCUGCACCUCCACUGUCAGCCUGCCCUCGUUCUCUGCAUUCGGUGCAGUGCUGCCCAACGGAGUGGAGGUUAAAGUUGUAUCUCCGAAACACAGACUCAUCAAAGUAGACUCUCAGGAAUUUGGACGGAGCAAAGUUCCCCUCAGCCCAGUGACUGUCCAAGAGGAACCAGUGGUUCCAUCUGCUCCAGCUGCAUCAGACGCAGACACAGACUACUCCGACCCGUUUGACGCGCGUCCUGAUCCCAGACCCAAACUGAGCUGGGAGCCAAAGACUGUCCCCUCGGAGUGCGGCAGCUACAUGGAGCCAUUUGAAGCUCAGCGAAUUAUAUCAGAACUACAGCACAGUGCAAUGACAAGCCGAUCGGGGAGCAGUGAUGGAGGGCAGUUAUAUGAUAAUCCAUACGAGGAGAGAGGCAGGACCCAGACCCAGCCCAGAGCGCCCCCUUCAAGUCUGCAGCACGCGGCCUGGCUUGACGUUGAUGGGAGAGAGAGCAGAUUGCCCCAGGACGACGAGAGGCCAGCCGAUGAAUACGACCAGCCCUGGGAGUGGAAGAAGGACAAUAUCUCCAAAGCUUUGGCUGUUCAGUUUGAAGGAGCAGAGAGGGAGCGCUCCCGCACAGAGCAGAGUCGCUUUUGUAGAGCUGGUGCUUCUUCAGAGUCCACCACACUGAGGCUGGUCGGAGACAUGCCUCCUCUGCUUGGAGAAAGAGUGGACCCCUUCACGCCCCUCGAACGACAAGUCUGGUAUCAUGGAGCAAUCAGUCGUGCUGAGGCUGAGUCUUUACUAACUUUGUGCAAAGAAAGCUCGUACCUCGUGAGGAACAGCCAGACAUGCAGAACAGACUACUCGCUCUCCAUCAGGAGUUGCAAAGGUUUUAUGCACAUGAAGUUCACCCAGUCUGCAGAUGGACGUUAUGUGCUCGGAGAGAACAGCCCCCCCUUCUCCACCAUCCCAGAAGUCAUCCACUACUACACCACUCACAAACUGCCCAUCAGAGGAGCAGAGCACAUGUCCCUGCUCUAUCCUGUCAUUGUACAGACGCUCUGACACACAAAUAUACUCUAUACACAUAUACAGUACUGUCCUCCGAAAUCUUGACAUCCCUGAUAAAAAUCUAUGAUCUGUGGUCAAAAGUUCAAGGCAAGGCAAGUUAAUUUAUAUAGCAGAUUUCAUACACAGAGUAAUUUAAUGUGCUUUACAGAAUAAGAACAACAUUAAAACUAAUCAAAACAUAAAUAAUCAUCAUAAAAGAAAUAAGAAGAGUGUAAUAUAAACACCUUUCAGUCAUAUGCACAGCUAAAGAGAACUGUGAUCUAGGUGCUGGACCUGAUUUUAACAUGAAAAACAGAACAUUUUUAAUGUAUUCCUCACUUUCAAAACUCAUUCCUCACAUUCUAAUUGUUCACAGAGAUUAGCGCUUUUCACGACUUUCAGAGGCAGGAACUGUGUUUUGCAGUUUAAGUAAUGCUAACAACAACAGCUGGCUAACAUCGCACCCACAUGAUUUUCUGGUUCACAGACAGUACAACUCAAAACCAAAAAAAAAAUCUUAUUUUGCAAUAUAUCUUUACUAAAUUAUUCCAAAAAAAAUAAAAUAAAAAAUCAGGUACAGCCCCUUUAGCCUUUAUUGUUCCUUGAAAUGUGCCCUCAGCGUUUGACCCAUCCUUCAUUGCCACUGGGGCAUCCUGUUAUAGAGCAUUGGGUGAUGACAUUUCAGCACCCAGAGACCCAGCUCCAGAUCUUGACCUAUGGGCUUGGUCAGGAGGACUACUUUAACUUGAGUAUAUUCCUAUCAUGCAUGUUUUAAGUGUUAUAUUCUUGACUGAGCCUGAGAAAUGUAUCAAUUACAAGUAAGAUUACAGUUACAGUUACUGCCCCUGCCUGCUGCUCUCUUACAUAAUGAUAUGGGUUCUUCUGCUGCCCCACAUAACUUAGAUCAAACUCACUCAUGACAACAGGAAUCUCAAAACAUUGCUAAUACAUGAAUACAAGUCUAUUCAAAAAUUAGCAAAAACUGACUUUACAAUAAUUUUUUCUAUUGGCUCACUUUUAUAAAAGAUGCCAUGAUGAACGGAGGACACUGCAGUUUUAAACCUUAUUUACAUGGGGUGCUACUGAAAACCACUUCAUUUCUUAUUUUUGCCUUUUCACUGCCACCGUACCUGCACUGCUCAAAGAGAUCGCCUGGGGCCAUCCUCUGUAUUAUUUUACAUAAACAUAGUCUCACCCACUGGCAGCUCCAACCGCCUCCUCACUAAAUUGUAAUUUCGUCACUAAGAAUCAGUAUUAAAGUUUAAAUUUGUAGCUGAUUUAGUUUUAGACCAAAAAAGACUUGUCCUUUUGGCAAGCUGUAGCUUUUUAAAAUUUAAAUUGUUAUGAAAUUCUGCCUUGUUACCGUAGACUGUAUAUAGAAAUGGACAUAGCUAACCCGCUAGCCGCCGCAUUGUUAAGAGGAAGUGAGCAUGGGGUGUUUCCAGCUCCAUCGAUUCUGGCUCCAAUUGACUUUACAUUGAAAAAUUGUCACCCCCUCUGUAACUGUCUGAGCCUCGUCAUUUUGGUCUUAAAAUGUUCGUAUUAACCUACUCUACAUGAUCCUGGUGUAUUUAUUUAGUCCGUAAAUAAAUUCCUAUUCCUUAAAUGGAACUGCUUCAAUUGACUCGAGCUGAAUGGUACGGGUGACACGCGCCUUUAGUCCACUUCUUUACACAGUCUAUGCUUAUUGCUUAUAGAAUUUAUAGUUAAAGCUCGUGCCAAUUUUUUUUUUAUCUUGUUUAAACAAUGAGCCAAUGUUAUUUUUUAUUUUUUUAAGACAAAUGCAGUUACAUGGACUGAGAAAUAUUGCGUCCUAUACUUUACAAAGAUUACUGUUUUAUUUAAAUCAUACCAACCAAACACUACUUUGUCAGCCUAUGCGUCUGGGUUUUUUGUAUGGACGUUGAAUGUCACAUGGAGUUAAAGCCCUACAUUACUCUCCUCACUACAUUUUGUUAAUAUAAACUCAAAGUUACAAUAUAUGAUGUCAAAUCUCUAUAUAUAUUGUUAGCUUGGCACAAUAACUCGGACUCCUGCAAUACUAGUUUAUAGACAGUAUUAUGAAACUGUGGACUUGUGAAAAAAAGCUUUGUUAGACGACUAUUUACUGUGUUGUUUUAUAAGAUUAAAUGUAUGGUCAAAAUAAAGGUGUUGUUU
Boleophthalmus pectinirostris (great blue-spotted mudskipper) is the source of this 3545-nucleotide messenger RNA. Its product is annotated as SH2 domain-containing adapter protein F-like. The coding region runs from base 186 to 1403 and encodes 405 amino acids. The transcript is spliced from 8 exons. Gene Ontology annotation, molecular function: phosphotyrosine residue binding. The record is from RefSeq and is a predicted model, not a curated record. Lineage: Eukaryota; Metazoa; Chordata; Actinopteri; Gobiiformes; Gobiidae.